UGUGUGAGCAUGUCGUCGAGUGUUCGGCAAUUUGCUAGGGUUAAUUACAUUAAGUGUUAAUGGUGCUUUUCUAGCCUGGUAUACUUAUAGAGUAUCGGUUGGGACAAUGGUACCUUUAAUUCUUCUAUUCGUAUGCUCGGCAUUCGCCAGUGGUCCACCAGUUGCGACAAAUCCAGAUGACUGUAUUGCUAAUCUUGGAUAUCUAAAUGGUAUUGAUUUUGGAGAAGAUUGCUGUUCGUUUGUAGUAUGUGAUAACACAAGACUCAACAAAACAGGAUAUGUUGGUAAAUGCAUGGGAGGAACCGGUUGGAAUGAUGCUCUAAAAGUAUGUGACGAUAAGAAAUAUUUGGACAAUUGUGAUCCUGUCAAUGACUGUGACGUCCCUAGUAGAACAACUGCGCUAUGCUCUGCUCCACAACCAACAGGGACGACUUGUUGCCUUGGUCAACGACCUGGACGAGAUUUUCCCGGCUUCGAACCAGUGUUCACUAUUGGGUCCGAUGAGUUCCAUUAUAUACGAGGAAAUGAUAGGGGAGAGGGAGUGUGUCCAAAUGGCAUGAUAUUCAGCCUUGAUAGCUGUGCUUGCGAAGAAGUUCCCGGUGAACUUCUGCCACCAUGUGACAACCUUGGCGGUUAUUUCUUUGACAACCCCGAAGAUCCCUGCUGUUCUUACCUCCAGUGCUAUCCUAACAGAACAGCAUUUGAGGUGAUUGCCUGUAUGCCACCGAGUGUAUGGAAUUCUGUCAACAAGACCUGUGAUAUCAAACAGAAUGUGAUGGACUGCAUGAACGCAAUGUGUGGCCCUGAGAUGACUGAUCCACCAUGCGAUGACCCACCAAGCAUAGGGGAUUGCUGCCAGAGUGGAAACUACUUCGAGGGCUCAGAUGAUCCAAUCCAGUACCUGAUUGUUGAAGGUCCUGCCGCAUCGGAACGUCUCCAGUGCUGCCCACUUGAUAUGCAAGGCAACCAGCUAGAGUUUAACAGUGAUCCAGAUGUGUGCGCAUGUGAGCUUCCCGCUGACUUUUAGUGAUGUUGUCAAAAACAAAGAAAUAAAGUUUAAUUUAC
Messenger RNA from Owenia fusiformis, 1065 nucleotides. The record is from the annotation of a GenBank genome assembly. Lineage: Eukaryota; Metazoa; Annelida; Polychaeta; Sabellida; Oweniidae.